UUGGCUUUGUUAUCCACAGAUCGAUUAUAUAUAUUCUCCAAUAUUUUUUCAUUUUCAUCUCCAACAUGCUAAACUAACUAGGUCAACUACAUAUUUGACCCCCCCCCCCCAACCAAAACAACCCAAUCCCCUACCCUCCUCUUACUAACCAAUAAAUUUUUCAGUCAAUAAAAGGGGAUUUUUCUUAGUGCUCUCUCUGUGACCCUAAAGUAGCCAUUGGCUUUUUUAGGGUAUAUUUGUUUUCUUGCUCGUUAGCGUUUAACAUAUUAUUAUAAGAUAGAAAUUAAACCAUAUAUCUAGCUCAUUCAGUACCAUAUGGAUUUUGCUAAUAUUGUUGAUCCGAGUAACAACGUUAACACUCUCUCAACUCCUCCGUUGAGUCGAUAUGAGAACCAAAAACGUCGUGAUUGGAACACGUUCUGUCAGUAUUUAAGAAAUCAUCAUCCCUUAAUGUCACUUCUUCAUUGCAACAGCAUUCAUGUUCUGGAAUUUCUAAGGUACUUGGACCAGUUCGGUAAGACUAAAGUUCAUAACCAACUUUGCCCCUUUUUCGGGGUACGAGAUCCUCCAGCACCCUGUGCUUGCCCUUUAAGGCAAGCAUGGGGAAGUCUGGACGCUCUUAUAGGGCGUCUUCGUGCUGCUUACGAAGAACAUGGAGGGAAUUCGGAAAUGAACCCGUUUGGGGCUCGAGCAGUUAAGCUAUUUUUACGCGAUGUUCGUAAUUUUCAAUCAAAGUCUAGAGGAAUUAGCUAUGACAAAAAAAGGAAAAGAUCAAGAACAAAUCAGAAAAAUAUAAUAGCAAUGGAAGAAGUUCAUCAGAAUAUUCAUGAUGAUAAUAAUGUAGGUGCAAAUCUUUGUGGACAGGCUAAUAUUGCUAUUGAGUAAUUUUCUUGAGUUUAAUUAUGUAUUGGUACAAUGUAAAAUAAGAACUCAUUUUGCAUACAUUAAUUGACUUAUGUAUAUUAAGUAACUAAUUAGACAAACUAAUUAAAACGGAGGGAGUAUAAUAUAUAUCACACUCUCACGCUUGUUAAUUUUUUGUUGUUGUUGUUGUUGUUUUUCUUUAGU
Messenger RNA from Solanum dulcamara, 1068 nucleotides. Its product is annotated as protein LIGHT-DEPENDENT SHORT HYPOCOTYLS 1-like. The coding region runs from base 316 to 885 and encodes 189 amino acids. The transcript has 2 exons. Gene Ontology annotation, cellular component: nucleus. Gene Ontology annotation, biological process: response to light stimulus; mRNA transcription. The record is from RefSeq and is a predicted model, not a curated record. NCBI's taxonomy places the organism in Eukaryota, Viridiplantae, Streptophyta, Magnoliopsida, Solanales, Solanaceae.